GAGACAAUGACACAAUAGAUGCUACCACACCUGCACCGACAACUGCAACAACUACAGGAAUGAACACAACAUCAUCUUCAGCAACAACUCCACCAGGGAACUUGUGCAACCCAAACCCUUGUGGAACAAAUUUGGCUGAAUGUGUUGCUUUAAAUAGCAUUUCUGUCUGCCAGUGCCGAUAUGGAUACUACUAUAGCGACAAGGAUUGUCACAGAGGGAAAAUAUACCCAGGGGUCAUUACACUGAAAGAUUCUUACAGUGAUAGUGUUCAAACCAUAAAUUCCGUGCAAUAUCAAGAGGUGUUCCAAAAUGUAACAGCAUUUUUUAAGAAUGCCUUCCACAAUUUAUCGAGUUAUGCGCAGACCGUCAUCGUGGAAAUUCUACCGCUAAAAGAAGGAAGAGCUGCUCUUCCAAGGAGUGUAGUAGUGAUAAACCUGUUUAUGGAGAACUCAACUGUGAACAAUGAAACAGUUACUUCUGCAAUAGAAAAGGCAACAACAAAUUCAUCCUAUGUCUCUCAGUACAGAGGUACAACCUAUUGUGCUGUUUUUAAUUGUGAUCCUGAAACCACAGAGUGCAUAGAAGAUAUGUUUCCAAUGUGCACAUGCCAAACUGGUUUCUCGAAGACAGAAUGGGAUGAACGUUCUUGUUCAGAUUGCAGUAACUGUUCUGCAGAAGAAAACAAGUACUGUGCAAAAGAAAAUGGGGUUCCAACAUGCAAAUGCAUGUCUAACUUUGAAAUGAAGAAUGGAAAAUGUGUAUUUUGUCCAGUGGGCUACUCAGGGGACAACUGCAAUAACAAUAGAGAACUCAUCCUUAUAAUAGUGGGUACAGUGUUUGGAGCCAUUAUCCUGAUUUUAGCGAUAGCAAUCUCUAUUAUUUCAAUAAGAGCCAAACACAAAAAGGAUCCAGAGAGGAAGAGCCUGAUAAAGUCAGGAUAUUCCAACCCAAAUGCCUUUGAUGAUAGAGAGACCACGAUAUUUCCCAGAGUCCAGACCACUUCUGGCCAUGCGAACCCAGGAUACCAGCCAAACAACCCCUAUGAGAUGCGCUCCACAAAUAGAGAUGGUUUUCCGGAGAGGGAUUAUGAUUUGUAUGAUAUAUCCCGGGAGCCUGAGGGCUUUAGGACACGGAACAGAUACUAA
Molecule: messenger RNA, 1145 nt
Organism: Pterocles gutturalis (yellow-throated sandgrouse)
Lineage: Eukaryota; Metazoa; Chordata; Aves; Pterocliformes; Pteroclidae
Gene: MUC13
Product: mucin 13, cell surface associated
Exons: 12
Source: RefSeq, a predicted model, not a curated record